Pelagomonas calceolata is the source of this 2053-nucleotide messenger RNA. The record is from the annotation of a GenBank genome assembly. Lineage: Eukaryota; Pelagophyceae; Pelagomonadales; Pelagomonadaceae.
AAAAUGGUGCGCUCGUCGCUGGGACGUGCGGUCCUCGUCGACAGCGGGCUCGCGGAGGCCCAGGAGUACCCCUACUAUGGCAUCUCGGUGCCCGACUUCCUCGCCCUCACGGAGUGGCUGCCCCACGAGGCGCUCAAGGCGAGCGGCAAGGUCCGCGAAAUGACUGAAAACGAGGAGGUCAUCUUCGUCUCGCACCAAUGGACCAGCUUCUCGCACCCCGAUCCCGCGGGCAACCAGCUGCGGGCGCUCCAGACGCAAAUUCGCACUUUGUCGAAAGGCAAGACGGCCGUCCGGAGCGACGCCGCGCUCGACGGCGGCUACGGGUACUCCAUGGUCACGGCGGGCAAGGAGUGGAAAAAUAAGCUCCCGAACAUGUACCUCUGGAUCGACUACUGCUCGAUCCCGCAGCCGGCCGCCGCCGGCGGCGGCGUGCAUGCGGCGCAGCACUCGGACCACCGCGAAGGCCAGGGGGACCUCGUCGCGCAGCUCAAGGCGGCCGUAAACAGCAUCCCCUCGUACCUCGCGCGAUCGACGAUGAUGUGGGUGCUCGUGCCGCCCGUGAACCAUGAGAGCAUCGACGGAGCCAUCUGUGAUUACAACUCGUGGCGCCGCCGCGGCUGGUGCCGCCUCGAGUUCGCCGCGAGCAAGCUCUGCGCUGGGGAUGAUAUGCCUUGUAUGGUAAUCACCUCGGCCACGGCGACGCCCGAGUACUGCUGCCCGUGCGACAUCUUCAAGCUCUGCGCGGGGAACGGUGAUUUUACGGUAGAUAGCGACCGCGACGCCGUCAACUCGACGCUAACGAAGAUGCUGCAGGCCAAGGUCGAAGGGUACGCGAAGAAAGGGGACAUCACGCUGUCGCGGAUGAUGCAGGCCAUGUCGCCCGUGUUCGUGCCCCGACACGCCUACGGCUCGGCCGCGGUGGGCUCCGAAGGGUCGGCGGUCGAUCGCCUCAAAAAGUUCAUGAAGUGGCGCAGCGACGCCGAGGAGGAAGCGUGGAUGGCAGAAACCGGCUGGAACCUCCUCACGUUCGCCGCAGCGAUGGACGACAAACCUGCUAUCGAUGAGCUGCUCGCCCAGGAUGCGGCGACGAUCGAGCGCCUGUUUGCCGCGAAGGGAACCGACAUGGUGUGUCCGGGGAACAGCAAGAAGGGAACGCCGCUCCGGCGCGAGCCGCUGGGGCAAAAGCUGUUGGAGUUCGCCAAAGACAUGACUCCCAUGAUUGCCGCGACGACGUUCGGCUCGCGGGCGGUGUGCGAGAAACUGAUGGACGCCGGCGGCGCCGCCGCCGCGCGGGACGGCUUAAAGCUGCUGGGCGCGCGGCCGUGCCUCUUCCGGGGCGCCAUCGUGCGAUGCAGCGUCCUCCAAGGCGCUUUUAACUCGAUGGGGGGCGGCAGACUGGUCGCCCACACAGGUCUCGGGAAAACACGAGAACGUGAAGCUGGUCCUGGAGCGCUAUCCGCACAUCGCGGAAGAAUUGGAUCCCGAGUUCGGCACCUGCGUGUUGCACAUGGCCUGUGGCACGACAGCGUGCCGCGGCCAGUCGAAGGUCAUGAAGGAGCUGCUCGCGUGUCCAGGGGCGGUGGAGAAGCUCAAUAGCGUCAAUUCCCCAAUCUUCGGCUCGGUGCUGGGCACGGCGUGCUCCUUCCAAGACCAGGACCCCGAGACCGUUCGGCUGCUCCUGGAGGCCGGCGCUGACCCCUCUAAGCCCGAGGUGCUCCAUCCAAUAGCGGCAAAGAUGCGCCGUAUGACCGCUGUGGGGAAGUUCUUGGGCAAUGUCCAGGCGCGCGGCUACCACCAUUUGUUCUCAACGCUACCGGGGCGCUUCAAGCAGUCGCCGACGCACAUCGCGACGCAGCAAGGCGAUCUAGCGAAGAUCAAGGUGCUCGCGGAGCACGAAAAGUUUCCGGUGGCACAAUAUAAAGAUACCAAGGGUCGCACGCCCGUCGCCCUCUGCGUCGAAGACACGGUCAAGACCGCGGUCGCGGAACUCGUCGGCGGACCGGCAGCGGUGGCGACGCCAAUCCCGGGCAACAAGGUCGCCCCGGAGCAAUGA